CCAGCUGAAGAUCUAAAGAAGCAAUCACCAACUCAAGAUCCUAUAGAUCACGUGACCUUUUGGGGCCACCAUGAUGUACAAUAGUUACAGGUUGGGUGCAGGGUUAAAAAAUGGAUCUCCAAACAAGGAGUGAAUGAUAGAUUGUCAUUUUUACUCUCCCAAUUGAUGUGUAAAUGUGAAUAGCUUUACAAGUUUCUGAGAAUGCUGUUUAUCCCGAACAGUGUUCUGGUCUUGCACUUGAAAUAAAGCAGUUCUCAUCCAAGUUACUUAGAAUUACAUUUAAUUGUCAUGAGGCAGAGACGUUGUAGGGUAGGAAAUUACUUGUGCAUUCAGUUACAGAUGUAGGAAGCAAGCCCUAGAAUAUAUCAAUGCAUUUUCUUGAGCAGCCUUUGCAAGCUAUUUUUGCAGCCUAUUAACAGUUCAGUGGCAGACAUACAAACAAGGACUACUUCAGCGUUUUGAAGCAGUAACACUAAGAUCUAAGGCCGGGGAAACAUAUGAAGCAGAAUCUAAGCGUUAAGCCAUUUCUUUCAGUAAAUAAAAUGCAUUCGGCGGCCUCAAACACCACUCCGUCCGAUCAUCCCGUAUUUGAGCCAAACAAGUUACCGAAGACCAAAAAUACAUAAACAAAUAAAUCCUAGACAACGCCGGUAACACAUAUAGCGGACUUUAAAGGAUGUGGACAAUCAUCUAGGUUAGGAUUACAGCAGAUUAAACUACACACUGUUGCGUCUAUUAAACAGGAUGCGCCAUUCCUACCUUGGCUGAAAGGAAAAAGAAUUAACAUCCGGGCAACGCACGUUUAAGAACCUGCCGUGCUACGUCACAGCCGCCGCGGGGAACUCUGGGAAACGUAGUUUAACAUUCUGUUACUACUCCAAAGACAGAUAGAAGCGGUAUAGCAAUUCCAUCAAAUGAUGCGUUAGUACCACCGCCCUUAUUAAGCGGCUGGCCCUCUAGCUGACAGUUAAAAACACAAAUCAUUACACUAUCUUGCCAUCCAAUGAAGCCGGAAGUGAUGAAAUAAAGACCCGCUUGCACCCACAAGCUACAUACAGAAAAUUUCAUCAAAAAUCGUAGCCAACACAGAUAUCAUUCCCGAAUAUAGUACUCCCUGCUCAAGUUUCUUGGUGUAAUUUUGGUUAGCAGCUCUAUAGCACAACAAUUCCCCAUCUACGCGACUUGGCGCUGUCUAAUGACGUCAUCCGUCGCGGACCAGGCAGUGUUGGUUGUAGUGUUUGAGGCCUCCAUGGAGCUAACACUCGAAUAAACGUUCUAAAUCAGCCACCGACUAGGAGAGAAGGGGUAUACGCGGCGGGUCACUCUGUCCCAAAGAAGCGCACAAAGGGGGCGAUCUAGAGCGUGAAUGAGUGGGGGUCACAGCAGGAGCUGGGCGCAUACAAUGACAUCCAGGAGGUGGUUUCACCCUAAUAUCACUGGUGUUGAAGCAGAAAAUUUACUCCUGACGAGAGGAGUGGAUGGAAGUUUCUUGGCUCGCCCCAGUAAGAGCAAUCCAGGAGAUUUCACAUUGUCUGUGAGGCGGAACGGAGCUGUGACACACAUAAAAAUCCAGAAUACUGGGGAUUACUAUGAUUUGUAUGGUGGGGAAAAGUUUGCAACAUUGGCUGAACUUGUUCAGUAUUAUAUGGAACACCAUGGGCAACUGAAAGAAAAGAAUGGUGAUGUAAUUGAACUGAAAUAUCCUUUAAACUGCGCAGACCCAACAUCUGAGAGGUGGUUUCAUGGGCAUCUCUCAGGGAAGGAAGCAGAGAAGCUGUUGACAGAGAAAGGUAAACAUGGAAGCUUUCUGGUACGGGAAAGCCAAAGCCAUCCUGGAGAUUUUGUCCUUUCUGUACGGACAGGUGAUGAUAAAGCAGAAAGCAAUGAUGGAAAGUCCAAGGUGACACACGUCAUGAUACGAUGCCAGGACGUCAAAUAUGAUGUUGGAGGGGGAGAGAAAUUUGACUCUUUGACAGAUCUUGUGGAACAUUAUAAAAAGAAUCCUAUGGUAGAGACUUUAGGAACUGUACUGCAGCUAAAACAGCCACUGAACACAACCAGGAUUAAUGCUGCAGAAAUUGAAAGCAGAGUAAAGGAACUUAGCAAACCAGCUGAGACUGCAGAUAAAUUUAAGCAAGGAUUUUGGGAAGAAUUUGAGACUCUACAGCAGCAAGAAUGCAAACUGCUGUAUAGCAGGAAAGAGGGACAGAGACCAGAGAACAAAAACAAGAACAGAUACAAAAAUAUAUUACCUUUUGAUCACACAAGGGUUGAGCUUCAUGAUGGGGACCCCAAUGAACAGGUCUCUGAUUACAUCAAUGCCAACACUAUUAUGCCUGAAUUUGAAACAAAAUGCAACAAUUCCAAAGCCAGGAAAAGCUACAUUGCUACACAAGGCUGCCUACAAAAUACAGUGAAUGAUUUCUGGAGAAUGGUGUUUCAAGAAAAUUCCAGAGUUAUUGUCAUGACCACAAAAGAAGUUGAAAGAGGAAAGAGUAAAUGUGUGAAGUACUGGCCAGACGAGUUUGCUUUAAAGGAAUAUGGGGUUAUGCGUGUGAGAAAUGUUAAAGAAACUCCAGCUCAUGACUAUAUAUUAAGAGAGCUUAAGCUUUCCAAAGUUGGGCAAGGGAACACAGAAAGGACAGUAUGGCAAUACCAUUUUAAAACGUGGCCAGAUCAUGGUGUCCCAACUGACCCUGGUGGAGUCUUGGACUUUUUAGAGGAAGUGCACCACAAACAAGAUGGUAUCACUGAUGCUGGGGCUGUUGUUGUUCAUUGCAGUGCUGGAAUUGGACGGACAGGAACCUUUAUUGUGAUUGAUAUUCUUAUUGAUGUAAUUAGAGAGAAAGGUGUUGAUUGUGACAUAGAUGUCCCCAAGACUAUUCAGAUGGUGAGAUCUCAGAGGUCAGGAAUGGUUCAAACAGAAGCACAAUACAGAUUUAUAUACAUGGCAGUACAGCACUAUAUAGAAACAUUGCAGCGCAGAAUUGAAGAAGAACAGAAAAGUAAGCGAAAAGGUCACGAGUACACAAACAUUAAAUACUCACUCUCUGAGCAGGCAGGAGAUCAGAGCCCUCUACCCCCUUGUACACCAACCCCAUUACCAACGCCUACCCUUCCAGAGAUGAGAGAAGAUGCUGGCAGAGUAUAUGAAAAUGUGGGACUCAUGCAACAACAGAAAAGCUUCAGAUGAAGAUGUGUAGAAUAGAGCGUACAUCGCUGUGACUGACUUGAAAACUGAGCAAAAGGCAAGAGAAUGUGAAGAAAAGCAAUGGGAAUAAUCACAUCUGACUUUUUAAAGGCUUAUUUCCUUUAAACAAAUGGUGUCAGCUCCCAAAACUACAAAUAUAUUUAGGCUCAAUCUGGAAAUCCUUCUUGUCUUCUCUGCAUCACCCGACAUGGACUGGUUCAUUCUUCAUAUUGAGGCAUCUUCAUCUCUACAGUGUAGACAUGUAAUUUGUAGUCCAACAAUAGGACUGUUAUCCAGAAAAAUCUGUUCUCUUUAAAGUGCUCCUCGUUAAGGUAUCGUGACUGCUAUCGUUGGACCUUAACAAGCUGAUUUAGAUGGUAAAACCUGAAUGCAUAAUGGGAACAAUUUCUUCUCUCAACUGCACAAUGUAUUUAAAAGAACAUAUUGUCAUAAGAAUUUGUAGUUUGUAGCUGAAACUCCAGUUUCUUUUCAUUAGAUGUGUCAGAAGGGAGAUGUUAUCAAAUAUAUAUAUAUAUAUAUAUAUAUAUAUAUAUAUAUAUAUAUAUAUAUAUAUAUAUAUAUAUAUAUAUAUAUAUAUAUAUAUACAUACACACACUUCUAUCAAUUUCCACUAAGUAAAGGUGCUCUUUUAUUUUUCUGAACCAUUUUCCCGUUCAACAAGAAGCCAGAAACAAAUUUUAUAUGGACAGAAAUGUAAGCAUAGUGCCAAUAACGAAUGUUCUAGAACACAUAACUGCUUCAGUGGUCUGUAUUAUGUACUGAUCACACCAAGUUUUCACAGGGGUAGAUAUGCAGGAAAAUAAAAUGGAAGCAUUUAGAUGCACUUUAAUAAAAUCUUCAUCUCUAGCCCAUAUGGUAGCUCUCAAGUCAGUGUAGACAACUGUGAUAAUGGAAAUCUUAAUAAGCAAGAGGACCUUGCAUCACUCUCACCUUUUGUGUUUUCAGUGAAUUACAGUACUCCCUUAUCAUUGCACUAUAUAAUAUCUUGAAAGUAUCUUGGGGAAAAAAAAUCAUAUGUUCCAAUGGCAGGAUCUUCUUUAAGCUUUCCCUUAAAGUGCCUUUAAAGUCACGUUCGUGUCAUCUGGCACCUGCUUCAGCAUAUGAGGUUUCUCUGCCUGCUGUUCUCCGAACCCCAUAACGUGAAUUCAUUCACUCUUUCAGUAUUCAUGUAUACUAACAUAUUCUGCUAUUAGUGGGAUUGUCAACCUGUGUCUCUCAAGCCCUGAUAAACAGCACCCAACAUCCUCUGCCUGUUCAGGAUCAGAAGAGGAACAACUGGAGGGCCACAGAUUUGUUAUCCAUCCACUGAUUUUAUUCUGCUGGUGCUUCAUCAUCUUUUAUUUCUUCUGUGUAACAUAUACCAUCUCUCUGCUACUCUUUUACUGCUUCUAUGGCCACUUUGCCUUUCCUCGUUACAGUGCAUAGUUCUGAUAUUUGGAGCUCAGCAGCCCAAGGCUUGUGAGACUUGAACUUUAUUGUGCCCAAGUUUCUAUAACAGACACCCACCUAAUGUAAGGAUCUGCAGCACAAUGUCAAGACAAUAUACAUUCACCAAGCCAAAUAGCGACCCGCCUCUCUGUGCAGUGUUAUUAGUGCAGUCAAAUUGCAUUUGCAAAUGUGUAAGUGAUGAUAAUGAGAGUGUUGGGUUCUUAAUUACACAGGCUGAGUUAAUAUUCUGUAUAGUUCAUACUAUGUUAUGCAAGAUCAUAAAUCAUGUAUCAGUGCAUUUAUUUUAAGGAAACACUGUAUUUAAGCCAUAUGCACUCGAAUUUUAAUGUGCAGAGUUGUCAAGUGUAGCGAUAACAGUUCUUUAUCUGUGUAACUGCAGUCAAGAGUAUUCACUUCUGUUUUGUAUGUUCUCAGCUGCUUGUAUUGCAGUAGUAGAGAUUCAGAUGUAUCCAGCCAGAAAACAUUUAGCUAGCCAGAACCAUGUGCUGGACUUUGAGUGCUUUUUUUUUAGCUGAUCCAAAAUCAUAUCUCUAUGUGAAAUGCCAAAUGAAUGUUUCUAUGGAUAUUGGUGCUCAUGGCUUUUUUUUUCUUUAUUUUUAUUUUUUUUUACCCAGAAUGGCUUAUGAGGCAUUGAAGAACACUGUUUAGGUUAGGGUCUUGAUUUAAAGGGAAAAUUAAAUAUUUUUAAGAUA
Messenger RNA from Xenopus laevis (African clawed frog), 5352 nucleotides. It is a transcript of the gene ptpn11.L, whose product is annotated as tyrosine-protein phosphatase non-receptor type 11. Lineage: Eukaryota; Metazoa; Chordata; Amphibia; Anura; Pipidae. The transcript is spliced from 16 exons. The coding region runs from base 1367 to 3193 and encodes 608 amino acids. The record is from RefSeq and is a predicted model, not a curated record.